Aphanomyces astaci is the source of this 183-nucleotide messenger RNA. RefSeq lists its product as hypothetical. Lineage: Eukaryota; Oomycota; Saprolegniomycetes; Saprolegniales; Verrucalvaceae. The record is from RefSeq and is a predicted model, not a curated record. Bases 1 to 183 code for a protein of 60 amino acids. The transcript has a single exon.
AUGAAACACUACCAAACCUGGGAAAAACACGCUGUGGACUUCGGCCUGAAGGCACCAACGCUGGAGAAACUCGUCGUGAAGGUGGCCGCCGUGUGCUCCAAGCUCCUGCACGACUGUUUCGUGUCUCUUCCCCGCAUGACGACGCUUCGCUCCAAGUGCAAGGUGUUCACCCACUACCCGUGA